GGAAGAAAGGCAGCAGAGAGACUCACAAACGCACACAGGAUGGCGACCAACACGCAGCCAGAAGGGCUCUCACUGCAUCAGCUGACUUUUCUCUCUCUCUGUUCUGUGAAGCCGCCGUGAUUUGGCUCCCGAGCUCACUUACCACACAGCGGAUCAGCAACAGCGGCCUUCAAGCAUCGCGUCUAUUCGCACGGCUCACAGGCAUGAGGCCGCCCACGUCUGUCAGCGCCCCUCCUCCCGCCACGGCUGAUCCCCCAGACACAGACGUCCUCAGACAAUCAGCUUCUGAAUUGGACGUCUCGACGACAAGGUCAGCGAAGUCAUCGAAGCAUCAACCAAAGGCUCAAGGAGAUGGCGAAGGCGGCGCUCGGCUCUCAGGCGUGUCCACCACCGUCUCGACAUCGGUCUCCACCCCUGCAGUGGACGGCCGGGCUCCGCUUGGCGACGGGGAUUUCGGCUGAGGAGGGCGAUCUGUGGGGCUUUCUGGUGCUGCGGAUUGGCUGUGUGACCUUGUGGCUGACGGACUACCCUCUGAGGCAUUUCCUGCUCAUCAUCGGCCUCCUCCUGAUCUAUGCACUGUGGUCGUGGGGUGGUUUUAGUUUUAUCUACUACCUUCUCGUUAUCCUUGGGUAUGCGAGGAGUUUGUUAUUCGCUCCCGUGAUUCCCUUUGUGAUUGUGAUAUGGACACCGCCGUCGCUGAUGCUCUUGAUUGGAUUGGGAAGUCUGUGCGCGCCGCCUCUUUGGUGGGGCACUCGAUGGCUCGUCUAUUUCUCUAUCGUUCUGACCAUUGUCUAUUCCGGGUUCAUGUACUUAUUCGCGGUUUCUAAUUAUCUCACUAUGUCCGUUGAAAGCGAUACCUUCGGUAUGCGCUUCGGCGCACUGGCGUGGCUGGCUGGAGGGGCCCUUCUCCAGUUGGCUCUCUUCAUUGUCAUCUCGGAGCCGCGGCUCAUCCGUGCAUCGACCAGCCCGACGGGUGGAAGGGAAAUCGACGUCGAUCACAACCGGCUCUCAUGCUGCGGCCGUCGGGCAGAGUGGAGACCCUCGGCGACGGCCGAGUGGAUAGCCAAGGCCCGGCAAACAGAGCCCUUCCUCUACCGCUCGGUGACCAAGCGGUGGCUCAAACGGAUGGACUAUCUCACCUUCAUUCGGUUGUAUAAACUGCUGGCCGUCGUGGGGAUGGCCGUGGACUUCAUUACCGAUGCGGCGGUGGGGUUUCAAAUGAUCACCGGGCUUCCAGAAAGGCUAUGGGGUCGUGCAAGAUCCAUCUGUAUGGUCGAUGGCAAAUAUCCGUGGAGUGAUUAUGAAAGGGAAUGCAUGGAUACCACGAUGAGCCGUCUGAAAAGUGAAGCGCAAGGCUAUGGAGUUGUUGGCUUUGUCAUCCUGGGCCUAUCGCUGGCCGACUUCAUAUCGCUGUUCAUUCACUACGGCAUCCGCGGCUCUCCCUCAGUAUGCCAGCACAUCUAGAUUGUCGCCUUUGCCCUCCUGGAAGUGCCCAUCUUGGUGCUGAGAAUUGUGUGGGCGAUGGAGGCCAGCAAUCCGACGGUCUUCAUCGUAUCUGCCUUCUUCACUCUGGUGACGGUUCUCUCUCGAGUCGGGUCGUUUGCGUGGAGCAUGUCUAUGCGGCGAAAGAGUGGAUUGUCGACCGACUCUCAAGAGGUGAGAAGAGGAGGGAAUGAGGACGUUGUGUGUCAUUCCUCGUUGUCUUGUUUACUAUGCACCAGGGAGCUCCAUCGGUCGUGUGAUGGACGGCACAUUCUUGGGCACUUGGAAGUGCUUGGGCGAAGUAUGGUACUUCCUGCUGCUGCUGCUGAUGGGACUGACAAGUGGCCGGCUGUCUGUUAUCCUUCCAGUCAAUCAGACAGGGAGGAAGGGAGCCAAACGAUCGGUGGAUUCCACCGCCAGCCGCAGGACCGAAGUGGCUGUGCGUACGGAUCUACGGCUGUAUACAUGUGUGUGCAGCUCCAUGCAUGUCAGUCACGUGCUUGUUUGCCUGUUGUAGCACGAAGGGAUGUAGUUUCAUGCCUUUCAGCUGCUUGUCUUGCCUUGAGCCCCUUUCUUUCUUCUGGCUCAUCGACAUGUUCGUGUGACUGACUUGUUUCGCUGGUCGAUCUGUGUGUCUUUCUGGAUGGACGGCCGGUGGCUGGAAAGCGUGGAUGGUGGACGGAUGUGACCGUGAUUGAUGUCUUGACAGCGAAGGUGCUGAUGGUGUGAUGUGGUGUGCAUUGAGUGUAUGAGGGCAGCGACGGUCUGUGCGACGACAGACAGACAGACAUGCACCCAACUUGAAUGCGGUCCCGCUUUCCUGCCUCCCUGUACGUCUGUCUGUCUGCCUGUCUGUCUGUCGAGGUUGCUGUGGGUGCUGCGUGGGUGGGCUGACGAAGGGAUGUGCGUGCGUACGAUGGAUGCCAUGCUUUGACUGACCGGCCAGAUGCGAUGCGUGUGUGAUGUCAUGUGUGUGAGCGAGACAGUGAAUGAGUGGUGUCCGUCCACCCAUUUCCUGGAAUACUGAAUUCAGUCAGUCA
Messenger RNA from Vitrella brassicaformis, 2522 nucleotides. NCBI's taxonomy places the organism in Eukaryota, Vitrellaceae. The record is from the annotation of a GenBank genome assembly.